AGGGCAGGGCAGUUCGAGAAACGGGUGGGCGUGUGCCGGGUGUGCGCGGGAGGGGCCUGGGGUGCGCGUGCGCGUCGGGGCCGAAGCCGCGGGAGGAGGUGGGAGCUGAGGUGGCGGUGGAGGGGGCGGGUCGCGUCCGGCGCCACGUCCGCAGCCAGAGGCCGCUGCUGGCGCCGUAGCCCAACGGAGUCUUCAGGCUCCAAAGCUUGAGGAGGCGCUUGCCGAAUCCGCAACUGCCCGGGGCUGUGCCAAUCGCUCAGGCCACCGCAGCCCUCUUAGGUGCUGCCCGCUCCCUCCGCCCAGCCCCGGCUUCAGGCGACAACCCUCGACCCCGGAGGAGAUCAUGAAUCAGGCAGAUAAAAAUCAAGAACUCCCAUCAUACCUUAGUGAUGAACCACCAGAAGGUUCAAUGAAAGAUCACCCACAGCAGCAACCAGGCAUGUUGUCCCGUGUGACUGGCGGUAUCUUCAGUGUUACAAAGGGAGCUGUUGGUGCUACCAUUGGUGGUGUGGCUUGGAUUGGUGGGAAGAGUCUGGAGGUGACCAAAACAGCUGUUACAACUGUGCCUUCCAUGGGAAUAGGGCUGGUGAAAGGGGGCGUGUCUGCUGUGGCUGGAGGUGUUACAGCUGUUGGGUCUGCUGUUGUAAACAAAGUGCCCUUAACAGGAAAGAAGAAAGACAAAUCUGACUAAAAUAUGGAGAUACACUCGCUCUCCACAGCAUUAUGAUGCCAGUGGCAUUGAAUUGCUAAAUUAUGGACUACAACCAAGUCACCUGUUUGGACGUUUAUCUUCUAAACUGCUGUGUUGAAAGUAUUGAUGACUGGCUUUUGUCUAAAAAGAAGAGACCAAUACUAGCACAGUGUAUGAAGGUUUCUCAUACUUAAAUUCCAGCUUUUUAUCUGGUAAAAUGUUACACUUAUUCAGUUGUAACUGAAGAUAUGGUAUAUUUGAUAUUUACUAUAAGUCUUUCAGUUUAACUAAAAAAUGUGAAAGUUGAAUUUAGUUGAUCUUUACAGUUCCAUAUGUAUAAUGUGCCAGGUAACCCAUCUGCCCCUUAAGAAGGGAACCUUGAAUUACAUAAACUGUACCUUUGAUGUGCCUAAUAGUUUCAGAUGUCUUAGUUUUUUUUAUAACCAUAGUUGAGUAGGCCAAGAGGCAUUCUUUUCUUAAGCUGGUAAAAGUAGCAGGAAUUUAGAGCAAUUUAAAAGAAGAGAUAAAUGGUUUUAUGAUACUGAGUGUUAACCAUCUUUUGUUAGAUAAGCAUUACAUUAAUCAUUGAUGCCUUAUAAAACAUCUUUUCUAAUACCCUAAACAUGUGCAGUUCUUAGAACUAUAUAUGGAUUCUUUUAAAAAUUGUGAAAUUAGUUUUCCCUCAUAAGAAUCUCAGGAGUAUUGGGGUAAAGGCAUUUCUUGCUCUCAGCAGAUAAGGUAGUGCUUGUAGGCAUUUUGUUAACUGUCAGUGUAGUUACCGGCCAAGGUUAUGCUUCAGCCUGGUUUCAUGCUCCAUCUUUAGUACACCUCACAGUGCCUAAGGAAUAUUUCUUUGCUGAUCAUAAGCUAUCUUGGAAGUUUCAUAUUAAGGAGGAACAAAUAAUUUUAAAUUCUUAAGAAUCACCUAAAGCAUCCAAGAUAUAAAAAAUCUUCACGCCAAUUUUAUCUUUAGGAUGGCUUAAAAUGUUAGCAGUACACCCCUUUUGAAAAUCACAGUAAAAGCAGCCACAAAUAUUUGGGAGCUGACUUUUAAAUCGAAAUGAAAUAGGCUCUACAGAUUAGUUUUGAAUGUAAAGUAAUAAGUGCUGUCAGUGGUUUGUAGACUUAAAAUGUUAUCUUACAAUCCUUUGAAGAAGUCGUAGACUUUGUACCAUUUCCAAGUGAACUUCAGGCGGGGAAUUGAAGUUUUUUAUUGUGGAUGGUAAGUGUGUCAUGUCUUCUUAACAUGUUUCAUCAUGUCUCAUUCAUUCUCAAAGAAUAUGACUUAGCUGGAAUUCAUUUUUUAUUUCAUAUUCAGUUUCAUAAAAAUUUUAAAAGUGGCACAUAUAUAUUUGGCAUUCCUCUUAACUAAGGGUUAUAAUCCAAGCCUGAAAAAUCUUAGUUUUCUUUAUACUUAAGUCUGGAAAUUUGCCUCCAUUUUGCAGAAGUGUGUGUGUGUGUGUGUGUGUGUGUGCGUGUGUAGGAAAGGAGGUGAUGCUCUAGAGUAAGUCAGAAAAC
Molecule: messenger RNA, 2209 nt
Organism: Neomonachus schauinslandi (Hawaiian monk seal)
Lineage: Eukaryota; Metazoa; Chordata; Mammalia; Carnivora; Phocidae
Gene: TMEM263
Product: transmembrane protein 263
Exons: 3
Coding region: 344-691 (115 amino acids)
Source: RefSeq, a predicted model, not a curated record